GUGAAGCGGUAUCGAAGUGAUUACGUUUUCGCGGGAGAGCUUCUAAGGCAGUGUUCACACGGCCAUACACAACGAUGUUUUCCAAAGCAUUGGUAUUGUGCGCGUUUCUCGUCUUGCAGGUCCACUGUGAUUUCUACAGUGACUUGCGGCUAUUUCACACGUUAGAUCCAUUCAGGCAAUCAUGGGACGUAGGAACCACAAGAGCUGCGGAGUCUAUCGGCAAAGAUCGAGAGCCAUUGGCUCCAGAUUAUAAGGAUCCCGAUUCAUCAGCGACAGAACAGAAAGCAGUGACCCAACAGAAACCUCAAGAAGAAAAACCGGCCGGCAAGGGUGUUGUUGGAGGUGGCAUAGGCGUGGGGGUAGUUGACGUUGAUGCUAACGGAGGCAAUCCUCUCACGACGGCUUUCAGCUCGGCCUUUGACUUUCCCAACUUUGGAUUGGGCGAAAUCCUUGGAGGGUUCAAUAGGAACCAGUGGUGGAAGGGGAAGAACGUAUGUAUAGAAAGAGAAGAAAGUUCGGACGACAAUGAUGCUGAAGAGGUGGAAGGCAAGAAGAAUGAAACUGAAACUGGCAGAGAUGCUUUCUCUACUUCUAUCAGAUUAUCAAACUGUUUUGAAAUGCCACACAAGUAUGAAUGUAUAACCAAGAUAAACAACCACGGAGUAGUGAAGACCUUCACAGUCCGUUACAAGUGUUGCUAUGGCUACCAGCGUGAGAAGGGUGCCAACGAAUGUACCAAACAACGCGAUCUGAAACCUCUUCUGGAAACGUUGGAUGAUCUGAAGACCAAGGACUUCAGAAACAUGAUAAAAUCCACCAGUUUGGACGAGAAAUUCGCUGAAGGCAACUAUUCCCUAUUCGUACCAACUGACGAUGCUAUCAAUGAAUAUAAUGAAAGGAUUGCUGAGUCGAACAAAGUGGAUGCCAACCGUCGUCGCCGCAAUAUAAAGCACAACGUUUCUCCAAAAGAAAUGGUCCUUAGCCACGCAGUAGAAGGUUUUGUGGACUUAACGGAAUAUUCAAAUGAUGACGUCAUUUACAGCGACAACAAUAACAGUAGUAUCAGGAUCAACUUCUACCCAACGAACAGAAACGAAAAACUGGUGACGGUAAAUUGUGCUCGUAUCAAGAGGCCAAACAUAUUUGCAUCAAACGGCAUUGUGCAUGUUGCUGACGGAGUAGUCGUACCUGCUACAGAAGAUAUUGAGUCUAUCAUCAAGAAUCAUCCGCGGUUGACCAAUUUGAGAAAAGCAAUCGAAAACUCAGACAUUCCUAAGAAAAUGAAGCCUGAUGGCCACUAUACUGUUUUUGCACCAACAGACGAAGCUUUUGCUAAGUUGGAUGACAUUCAGAAGCAGAAAAUAAUCAAUGGCGAACUAUGUGCUGCAAGUAUCUUGAAGCAUCACUUCACAGCUCACACAAUAUGCUCCAAAGCUAUUGUCGGCAACGCCACAACGCAUAACGUACAAGGAGACUUGUUGAACCUGGAGAGAACUGACGAUGACGAAGUAUUGUUUGAAGGAAAAGCCAAAAUCGUUGAAGCUGACAUUAUUGCAACGAAUGGAGUCAUUCAUCUGAUCGAUCAAGUAAUCAUUCCUGAUUCAGGUUUAUCUAUUGGCAGCGUUCUCAACCACCAAAACUUUACGAAAUUCCAAGAGAUGAUCGAAAAAGCGGGCAUGAAAGAAGAAGUGAACAGUUUGCAAAAUGCUACUGCGUUUGUACCACCAGACAGAGUUUUUGAAUCACCAGAAGCUCAGAAGAUACUCGAGGAAGCCAAUCCGGAUAAGCUUAAAGAGAUCGUAAGGUACCACUUUGUCCAGGGUUUGCUUCCAUCUGGAGACAUGAACAAUAACGUUAUGCUGGCGUCUAAGGAUAACGAACUACCUUUAAGAAUCAACUUGUAUUCAACUCUUCCGUUAUUUACCAACAUUGUGAAUCGCGCGACCGUCAACUGUGCCCGAGUGACUGGAUUCGACGAAAAGGCAUGCGGUUCGGUUAUUCACGAGGUAAACCGAAUCCUGGUGCCUCCCACUCGUAACAUUCUGGAGACUAUCGAGGCGGAGCCCAAAUACUCGACCUUGAGGGCGGUUCUCAAGGACACCGAAGUGGAAAAGGUCCUGCAGGAGAACAACAGGUCGUUGACCUUCUUGGCACCCACUGACGAGGUUUUCGCUGCACUCGAAGAAAAGGACAGGAAGAUGCUGUUGGAGAAUAAAGAGAAGGCUAACAACGUGUUGAAGAACCACGUUUUGACAGAGGUUCUCUGCUGUUCGGGUGUAGGCCCUCAAUCCUGGGGCUUCAGCAGCCUGGUUUCUACUCUAGGUGAAAGCCAAGUCGAAGUAGGCAGGACCGGCAGCAGGAUCCGCAUCAACAGGGCUGUGGUGACAAACUGUGAUACUGUGGCUACCAACGGUGUCAUACACACCGUCAACAAGGUCAUUGCUCCCAGACAGCCACAGGUGGCAGCUAUCGGAGGAGGAUUCUUCCUCUUCGACCUUUGAACAGUGAUAUUUGGAUACAAUACGUGUUGGUUAUGGACACAGAACAUCGGGGUUUCGUUGAUAGGACUCCAUGUUUCUCUAGCCAAAUGAACCAUUCCACAUAUAAAAAUCAAUAUGAAAUAUUAAAUAUAUAUAUUAUUCAUAGUUAAUUGCCGUAACUGUUAGGAGAAAAUAUCCUUGAAUUUCUUUGGGUAGAAAGCAAAGUAUUGCAAAAGUACACUCUCGUAACUUAAACCCGAGCUUUCGAAGAUCUAUGUCUUCAUCGUCUGGAGCUGGAAACAAUUUAUUAGCAACAAUUAACAAUUAGGAGGAAUAAUAGUUACUUACUAAGUCGGCGAGAUUGUUGCUGAAAUUGUUUUUAAACAACAGUGCAGGCAACACAUCAUCGACGCUAAAAAACUGGACCGAUGAUGUUCGAUUAGGACGGAAUUAUUUUAUUAUUAAAUGGCAAAUCAUUUUGAAAGGUUUUGAUUGAUUUUGGAAGAAAUUUGGAAAUUUGAAAACUAUCAACUAUUGAAAAUUCCUUCGAGAUUUCAUCUUUUUUUCCACCUAUAACCUCCACAUUAUCCAACACGUGCCGGCCGACUGACAUUCCAUAGUGGCGUAUGAAGUGUGACAUUGACGUUAUUGGAAGGUCAUUCGUUGUGUCGUCACUGUGACGUGUGUUGCCUGCUAUGUAGUGUGUUUUGUAAUAUAGUGCAAGAGAUUGUGCUAUUAUUGACCGAUGAAGUACAAAGGUAUUUUCAAAACUUGAUAGAUGUUGCUUUGGAAGGAGCGUGAUAUGGAUGUUAUUCUACCAAACAACUAGGAAAUGUGUAGGGAAUAUUCACACUUGAGAACAAAAGACUAUGCGCAAUUUUGAUUUUGAUUUUAUUAAGAUGAUUGAAAAUUAUUAUUAUGUAGAUUGAGCGAUUAUUGGGAGAGGUAGAUGUUGGGGCAAAUAAGUUGCUUUUCCAAUUUUCUCUGUCCAGCACCGUGAUAUCAUUGUAUCUCAUUUGAUGCCCUGUGGAGUUGACGUGUGAAGCUAGAGCACAUCUUUCUGGAUGCAAUGUCUACUCCAUCAAUUGUAAUAACUGCAAUCUCACAUACGUAGGUCGAACUUCAAGAUCCCUUAAAGGUAGAAUAACCUCACAUAAAAGUGAUGCCCGACUGUCACCUGGAAGACAAAUAAACAGAAUACAUUUUCAUUUAGAUCUGUACUUCCAAACAUACCUUCCUGGUGGCAGGAGCUGCAGCAAAUAGUAAUUUGUAUUUAUGUAGUUUCAUUUGAUCAGAAUGAACUAGAGUUUUAUCUGCAUGAAAACCGCACUUUCAGAUGAACAUGAUUCGGGGUUUGGAUCUGAAAUUCUAUUUUUUUUGUCACUUAUACACAAAUUCAACGUUUUAUCUAAUCUAUUUUUGGAGAUCUGAAGAGGAAACAAUUGUUCUAUAUAGAACAAUUUGUAAUAUUGACUAGCUAGAGCACCUAGAACAAUGUACCCUCGACCACCAUUUUGUUCUCUUCUACAGGGAUACUAUGUAUAUUACAACAGACUAGCUUAAAUAUCAGGUCGAAGUUAUUAGUCAGAAGGUGUUGGGGUAUUAAGUAAGCUGUCUAGCGACACAAGCUUCCAGUGAUCCAAAAAUAGCAUCAGAAUAUUCUUUCUCCUGCUUACAAAGUACAAAAAUAUCUGUGUAAAAGUCAAACAUAUUUUCUGAACCAAUUAUAGCCAAAAUCAACACUGUGUUGUCCAGAAUUCAAAACCUAGUGAUAACUCAUGAUAAGUAAAGUAGUUGUAUUUUUAUACUAUGUGUAUGACUGAGACGAGUACUGUAAUCUGUAACACGGUGAUUUGUUAACUUCUGGUUGGCAGCACUUGGUGCAUAUUUAUUUUUUGCAUUUUAUAAGUGUAUGUAUGGUUUUAUAUUACGUUUAAUAAACUAUAGUUUCAGUA
Acanthoscelides obtectus is the source of this 4435-nucleotide messenger RNA. The record is from the annotation of a GenBank genome assembly. NCBI's taxonomy places the organism in Eukaryota, Metazoa, Arthropoda, Insecta, Coleoptera, Chrysomelidae.